Molecule: messenger RNA, 588 nt
Organism: Oikopleura dioica
Lineage: Eukaryota; Metazoa; Chordata; Appendicularia; Copelata; Oikopleuridae
Source: the annotation of a GenBank genome assembly
AUGAAGAUACAGCUACUUACUGUAUCGGCCCUUCUUCAAUCAGCUACCAGUCAACCUGAAAAUUCUUUGGCAGAUGUAAGUAGUCUUUUGAAUCCAGACUCUUCGAUAGUGAAAGAAGAUGACUUUCGACAAAAUCCGAAAAUCGACGAUUAUCUCAAUCGGCUCAUUCGUAAAAUUUUCCCUGAGUUGGAACCCGUAGAUGAGCCGACUCUCCAAAGCAUACGCGAAAAAAUAGACGUCGCUGUAAAUGAAACUGGCGUUGCAAACAUCACUGAAAUUUUCAACGAAAUGAAAGAUUCCCAGGAGGUCGAUUAUACAAUUGCAAAGCCCGACUCUUCGAACGAGUAUGGUGGAGAGUAUGAUUAUUACCCGAACUCAGGAGGACUUGACAAGGAUGACUGGAAUAUCUUUUAUGAUCCUGAUGUUCCACGGGGAGAUGGAAGAUCGUCGGUAAAUGUAGCGCCAUUCCAACCUCGGCAAGCUGUCGUGGAUAAAUUUAUUGAGAGAAAAAUGGUGAAAUCUGAAGUUCACGGAAACAAAGUUAUGUUUACGAUUGAUCACUCGCUCUCGUCAAGGGAUGAUAAUUGA